Prunus mume (Japanese apricot) is the source of this 2081-nucleotide messenger RNA. The record is from RefSeq and is a predicted model, not a curated record. Lineage: Eukaryota; Viridiplantae; Streptophyta; Magnoliopsida; Rosales; Rosaceae.
CAGGUUGGAGCAGGCCCGGCUUUCUUCCAUGUACCUAUUCCACAGAAGGACUAUACAUACAGUACCAACUCCCCAUCUAAAACCCUAAACCCCAAACCGGAGCGAACCUGUAAGAAACAAAAUACAAACCGAGCUCGCAUUCUCGCUCACCCAUGGCGAUCAGUAGCGAAGCCCUGAACUCCCUGAAACUCACAGACCCAACGCAGUUACUGACGCCGAGCUCCGCGCUCUCCCAAACGGCUCGAACGGCCUUGCAGAACCUCUUCUCCUCCCUCAGACCGUUCACGCCCAAAUCGCCAUUUGAUCAGCUGUUAACAGACGGCUUCGACGCCGAGCAGAUAUGGCAGCAAAUCGACCUCCAAUCUCAGCCGCUCAUCUCGAGCCUCCGCCGAGAUUUGAAACGGUUCGAGAAAAAUCCGGACGAGAUUAAGACGCUGAAGGUGCUUGUACAAGGCCAAGAGAAGGUUCUGGAAGCUGAAAAUGAGGGUUUAAAGAACGAAAUCGAUGGUUCUGAUGAGGAAUUUGAUGAAUUUGAUGAAGACGAUGAGGAGGAGGAGGAGGAAGAGGAAGAGGAAGAAGAAGACGAAGAAGAAGGUGAAGAGAAUGAGAGUGAGGAUGAAGAGGAGGGAGAAGACAGUGAAGGUGAAGCUGAAGGUAAUAAUGGGAUAGAGGAUGGGUUUUUUAAGAUAAAGGAUUUGAAGAAGUCUUUGGAGGAUAGUGAAGCUAGGGAAUAUGGGUUAAUGAAGACUGAAAAGAAGAAGAAGAAGAAAAAGAAGAAAGGUAGCGAUGAUGAUGAUGAUGAUGAUGAUGAUGAUGAUGAUGAUGAUGAUGAUGAUGAUGAGGAUGAAGAAGAAGAUGAGCUGCUUGGAGAUUUAGACAUUGGCGAUGAUGAGGAUGAAGAAGACGCAGACAAGUUUGCAAGAUAUGAAGACUUCUACGGAGGAAAAAAGCAGACAACUCUUUCUACCCAUGAAACGAAGCUUCAGAAACUUCGUUCUGAAAUAGACCAGAUGGAAAAAGCAAAUUUGGAGCCAAAAAAUUGGACCAUGCGAGGAGAGGUAACUGCAGAGAGAAGGCCAAAGAACAGUGCGCUAGAAGUUGAUCUAGAUUUUGAACACAAUGUUAGACCUCCCCCUGUAAUCACAGAGGAGGUUACAGCAUCGAUUGAGGAUAUCAUCCAGAAAAGAAUCGAGCAGGGGCGUUUUGAUGAUGUUCAAAAGGCUCCGACUUUACAUUCUAAAGCACCAAGAGAAAUUAAAGAGUUGGACGAGAAUAAGAGCAAGAAGGGUCUAGCUGAAGUCUAUGAGGACGAGUACGUUCAAAAGACGAAUGUGGCUUCUGGUCCAUUGUCAUUCACAGACAAACAGAAGGAAGAGGCAAGCAAGCUGUUCAAGAAACUUUGCUUGAAGUUGGAUGCUCUUUCUCAUUUCCACUUCACUCCAAAACCUGUUAUCGAGGAUAUGACUGUACAAGCUAAUAUCCCCGCUCUAGCGAUGGAAGAGAUUGCACCUGUGGCUGUCUCUGAUGCAGCAAUGCUAGCGCCUGAGGAAGUGUUUUCAGGCAAAGGUGAUAUUAAAGAAGAAGCAGAACUUACACAGGCAGAGAGAAAGAGGAGGAGAGCUAACAAGAAAAGGAAAUAUAAAGCUAGGGAAGCAAAAAGGACGACGAAAAAGCCACGAGACAGCUAAAAGGAUGGCAAAGAAGCCAUGGCACAGCAAGGGAAGGAAGGAUAAUUAGAUGGUGCAUAAGUUUAACUUAAGCCAUGGUUGCAACUGGUUGACAGAUUAGAGAAGAGGAAAAGAAGAAGAGGCUAAGGUGGGAGAGUUCAUCUUGAAGAUCUCAUUUGCUCAAUUUCUUCUCCUCACCAUUCUGAGUUUUGAUGGAAGAGUGAAGAAAAAACCCUGUACAAGGCAUAUGAAAAUUAUGAACAAAACACUUGAAAGGGAAAUUCUUACGUCCUUAAUUUGUUUGUUUUUUGAAAUUUUUAUUUACUGUUACUCAAAAUUCGGAGAUAAAAAUUUGUAUUAGACAGUAUGAUCAUAUUAGAUCGUAUAAAUCAAGGAGUUAUUAUUUACCGAAAU